Molecule: messenger RNA, 864 nt
Organism: Saccostrea cuccullata (small rock oyster)
Lineage: Eukaryota; Metazoa; Mollusca; Bivalvia; Ostreida; Ostreidae
Exons: 1
Coding region: 1-864 (287 amino acids)
Source: RefSeq, a predicted model, not a curated record
AUGCCUAUUGAAGGAACACUCAUUGAUAUGAUUAAGACGGUUGAGAAAGAAGCUACUUCGGGGCAUUUAAAAAAUAGGUCAGUACGUGACAGAGAUGAUAAAGCAUUUAUGGUUAAAAAGGAUGACUUUGACGCCUUUUGUAAUCCUCCAAAGUUGGAUGACAACAUUGAGGAGGGAUUAGUAGUAGGCCAGAAGGGUAGUUUUGGAAAAUCUAAAGUGAAUCUUUCUCCUUUUCAUAAGGAGUUAGAUAAUGACUUUCGGCGAAUUGACAAUUCAGCAAGAGCCUUAUUCAGAGCCAUUUCAUAUGGCACUAUGAUAGCAGCUUUCUUAGAUGAGGCUGAAUGUGAGGAUGAUCGAGUGGAAGGACGUAAAGCCCUCAUCAACUGCUUCAGAAGCAUGGCUGAUUUGACAGCAAGAGUUAUGGCAAAUUCAGUCUUGAGUAGAAGAAAAGUUUUUCUUAAAAAUGUAGAUUUUAUAAGCAAGGCAACGGAGAAGAAAUUGCUAAAACUACCUAUUUUUGGCAACCAGUUGUUUAACGGACAGUACUUUGAUUCUCUCCAUACAUCUGCAGAGAAUCUACGAGAUGCUAGAGAAACCCAAAAUGUUUACAAUGCAUCAAAGGGUUAUAAUAAGAACUUCAAGAGUAGAGAAAAUAGGAACUCUACCGAGUUGAGCAGAAAGAGGAAAGCAGAUGUAAAUGAGACUUCUGCUCAUUCUGCAAAAGUCACUAAAGCUAGUGAGACUAAUGCCUUAAGUUCUGAUCACAGCAAGGACAAUUUUCGUUCAGGACAAGGGAACAGGAAAAAUUCUUUUUCCAGGCGAACCUUUGGGAACCAGAAAGGGUUUCCAACUCCAAGGAAGUAA